Neofelis nebulosa (Clouded leopard) is the source of this 3211-nucleotide messenger RNA. RefSeq names its product ADAM metallopeptidase domain 21 (gene ADAM21). Gene Ontology annotation, biological process: proteolysis; male gonad development. The transcript has 2 exons. The record is from RefSeq and is a predicted model, not a curated record. Gene Ontology annotation, cellular component: plasma membrane; sperm head plasma membrane; external side of plasma membrane. Lineage: Eukaryota; Metazoa; Chordata; Mammalia; Carnivora; Felidae. The coding region runs from base 251 to 2386 and encodes 711 amino acids. Gene Ontology annotation, molecular function: metalloendopeptidase activity.
UUUGUUAUGCGAGGUCAACUACCAACCUUUGUUCUUGAUAAGUGUGGUACAAACCAUUAAGAAAGAAAAGACCACGGAAAUAACUUUAUUGUGUUGCACCGCAGCUGAUGUCCAUUUCUGCCAGGACGCAGAUCCUUAAAGGUCAGCUCUACACAAUGACCAAUUAGGAGGAACCAGAACAGCAGUGCCUCACACUCUUUUUCCCUGGACAGAUGACUUCAUAACGGUGGCUGGUGAGGCUGAGGUGGCCAUGAGAAUUGUUCUCCUGCUGUUCUGGGUUGGAAUGUCUCUGUUCCCUUCCAGCUUCUCCCAGGCCGGGCCCUCCCAAUGCCUCAGCCACCCAGAAGUUGUGGUCCCCUUAAAGGUGACCGGCAAGGGCAGAAGUGCAAAAACUCCAGGCUGGCUCUCCUACAGCCUACAGUUUGGGGGCUGGAGACAUGUUGUCCAUAUGAAGAUCAAGAAGCUCUUGGUUUCCAGACACUUCCCGGUAUUCACAUACACAGAUCAGCAUGCUCUUCUCCAGGAUGAGCCUUUUGUUCCCGACGACUGCUACUAUCAUGGUUAUGUGGAAGGAGUCCCUGAGUCCCUGGUUUCCCUCAGUACCUGUUCUGGAGGUUUUCGAGGAAUGCUGCAGAUAAAUGACCUUGCUUAUGAAAUCGAGCCCAUCAGGCACUCUACCACAUUUGAACACUUGGUUUAUGAGAUAAACACUAAUGAGACACAAUUCCCACCUAUGAGAUGUGGCUUAACAAUGAAGGAAACUGCACUCCAACAGUUGAGAUUUGAAGAGGCUAACAAACCAACUCUGAAGCAAAGUUCUAAUGAUAAAUGGUGGACCCACUCAUGGUUUCUGGAGCUGAUUGUGGUGGUAGAGAGCAAUUUCUUAGUUUAUUCUCAAAGCAACUUCUCAAAGGUACAGGAGGAUGUGUUUCUUGUUGUCAACAUAGUAGAUUCCAUUUAUGAGCAGUUGGGUACUUCUGUGAUUUUGAUUGGGAUUGAGAUUUGGAAUCAAGGAAAUAUUUUCCAAAUGAUAAGCAUAGAACAGGUUCUGAAGGAUUUCUCUCAGUGGAAACAAAUCAGUCUUUCCUGGCUACAGUACGAUGUUGCACAUUUUUUCAUAAAAAAUUCACUUAUAAGUGUACUUGGUAUAGCCUAUGUUGCAGGAAUAUGUCAUCCUCCUAUUGAUUGUGGGGUUAACAAUUUCCAAGGAGACUCGUGGUCUCUUUUUGCCCUCACUGUCGCCCAUGAAUUAGGACAUACUUUGGGUAUGCAGCAUGAUGAAGAAUUCUGUUUGUGUGAGCAAAGUGGCUGCAUCAUGAAUGCUACCAGAGUUCCAGCAAAGAAAUUCACCAAUUGUAGUUACACAGAUUUUACAAAGACCACUUUAAACCAGGGAUCAUGUCUACACAAUAUUCCACAUCCAGGGGAAGUCUUUAUGCUUAAGCGCUGUGGGAAUGGUGUGGUUGAAGGAGAAGAGGAAUGUGACUGUGGAUCUAUAAAGCAGUGUCAACAGGAUCCCUGUUGUUUGUUGAGCUGCACUCUGAGGCCUGGCGCUGCUUGUGCUUUUGGGCUUUGUUGCAAAGACUGUAAGUUCAUGCCAUCAGGGAAACUCUGUAGACAUCAGGUCAAUAAAUGUGACCUUCCAGAGUGGUGCAAUGGGACAUCCCAUCAGUGCCCCGAAGAUGCAUAUGUGCAGGACGGGGUUCCCUGUGGUGACAAUGCCUACUGCUAUAGAGGGAGGUGUAACAACCAUGACGAACAAUGCAGGGAGAUUUUUGGUGAAGGUGCAAAGGGUGCAUCUCAGAGUUGCUACAAAGAAAUCAACACUCUGGGAAACCGUUUUGGCCACUGUGGUAUAAAUGGCACGGCAUACCUAAAAUGUAAUACCUCAGAUAUCUUUUGUGGCAGAGUUCAAUGUGAGAAUGUGAGGGUUAUUCCCCAUCUGAGAGAUCACUCUAAUUUGCAGCAAACUCACAUCAAUGGUGUCAUCUGCUGGAGUAUUGACUAUCAUGUAGGAAUGUACACACCUGAUGUUGGGGAAGUAAAAGAUGGCACCAUGUGUGGUCCAGGAAAGAUCUGCAUUCACAAGAAGUGUGUCAGUCUGUCUCUCUUAUCACAAGUCUGCCUGGCUGAGACCUGCAACAUGAAGGGGAUCUGCAAUAAUAAACAUCACUGCCACUGUGACUACGGGUGGUCCCCACCGUACUGCCUGCACAGAGGCUAUGGAGGUAGUGUUGACAGUGGCCCAGCAUCUGCCAAAAAAGUUUUCUUGCUGCUAGUUGUGAGUCUUACUUUGUCUGUUUUGUUUUUACUGUCAACUGCUGUAUUUAUGUACUUUAGAAAACAUUUUGGUCCCAAGGAGACUAAGGCACCGUCUUCAGGUUAGGAAAAUGCCUCUACUUUAAUAUCCUGUGCAUUAUUAAGUUUUAGUCUCUUGGCAGGGAAAAUGUUACUACAUGCCCAAAACCAAGCACAUUACUGACAAUUUACAGAAAAAUGCAGGAAACUUCUCUUUUGUCAGUAUCAGACGUAUCAGAAACAUGGCCAUUAAGCAAAGGUAAUUCCUAACAUCUUCCUAUCUACUGUUCAUUGUGAUAAGCAGCAAAUAAAGCUCCAUUUCCCCCAAAUUUAUCCUCUUUGUGUUUCUUGAGCACAGAUAUGAUUCACGGGAAAGGCAGGAGACAGGUAUCUGAGAACACAGACUUCAUUUACUUCCAAAGUAACUUUUCAAAGGUGCAGAGAAUGUAUUUCUGGUUGACACAGUGGAUUCCAUUCAUCAGCAGUUGGGUACUUAUGUGAUUUUGAGUGGGAUUGGGAUUUGGGAUAUUGGAAAUGUUUUCCCAAUGAUAAGCACAGAACAAACAGACUGCCAAGUUCAUGCCAUCAGGGGAACUCUGUAGACAUCAGGUCAAUAAAUGUGACCUUCUGGCAUAGUGCAAUGGGACAUCCCAUCAGUGGCCAGCAGAUGGGUAUGUGCAGAAUGGGAUUCCCUGUAGCAACAGUGCCCACUGCUAUCAAAAGAGAGGUAUAAAGGAGGAGAAAUUACUCAAAUGUUUCUAACAUUCUGCUCCAAAAUCUGAAAAGAAAAAUGAUAAUAAUGUUUGUCCCACCCAACCUCCUGGGUUUAUUUGGUAACCAAAAGAGAGAAAGAAAUGAAUUUUUAUUAAAGUGUAAACAAAUUGUUUGUUUAAUAAAAACUCCUGACCCUCUU